Molecule: messenger RNA, 5912 nt
Organism: Protopterus annectens (West African lungfish)
Lineage: Eukaryota; Metazoa; Chordata; Ceratodontiformes; Protopteridae
Gene: ZFAND3
Product: zinc finger AN1-type containing 3
Exons: 6
Coding region: 337-1023 (228 amino acids)
Molecular function (GO): DNA binding; zinc ion binding
Source: RefSeq, a predicted model, not a curated record
AUGGUAUGGGCGUCUCCAGCUGACCGGCCUGUAAGGCAGGGUUGUAGCCCGAAGUCUCUGUUGCUGCUUUUCGUUCUUUUUUUUGCAGUUUAUAGGAUUUAACAUUUCCUGUUGUUGUAUAUAAAAUCAUACAGUUGGAGUUAUUGUGAAGAACGUGCCAUUACUUGUAUGCAAUAAAAGGACUGAUUAUUGUGUAGCCGCUAUUCUACGUGUUUCUGGAAGUCAUUACCCUGAUAGGGCCCAGCCUCGGCCUGCGGUCCCUUCGCUGAGUUUCUUCAUACAUUUUGCCGGGCCUCCUUUCCCUUCCCUUCUGUGUUGUGCCUUAAUCUCACUACUAUGGGGGACGCAGGUAGCGAACGCCGUAAAGCACCCAGCUUGCCCCCACGUUGUCCUUGCGGUUUCUGGGGUUCCAGCAAAACUAUGAACCUCUGCUCCAAGUGCUUUGCUGAUUUUCAAAAGAAACAGCCAGAUGAAGAAGACACACUCCCUAGCUCCAGCACCAGUGGCCAGUCAGAUUUGUUUUGUGAGGAAACAAGUAGUGACAGCAGCAAUACUUCUCAGAGCACACAGACUGUUAAAUCCAUCCAGCAAAUUUCUACAGACCAGCCUGCAGCCUCAGCCAGUGUGGAAGAAUAUGGACCUUGCACAACUACAACUCGGGUCUCCUUAUCCACGCCCACCAAAAGACCAUGCGACUCAGAUUCUCAGACAGAAAGUGACUGUACUCCUGAAAAAAGGGCAAGAGUGCAGGACAUCACUGAUCAGAGUGAAGACACGGGGCGACCAAAACAGAAAAACAGACGACGUUGUUUCUUAUGCCAAACAAAACUGGAAUUAGUACAGCAAGAAUUGGGAUCAUGUCGCUGUGGUUAUGUGUUCUGCAUGUUACAUCGUCUGCCAGAGCAACACGACUGUACAUUUGAUCACAUGGGCCGUGGACGUGAAGAGGCCAUCUUGAAAAUGGUGAAAUUGGACCGGAAAGUGGGACGAGCAUGCCAGCGCAUCGGGGAGGGGUGCUCUUGAAUGCAAGAUCCUGGUGUCAAGUUUCUCUUAGCUCACAGAUGUUAGCCUUAUUUAGGAUGAACUUAAGCGAGAUAACCCUUAUACCGGGCAACUUCCAGACUUUAGCCAAUCAGCUUCUACCACUGCAAGACUUUUUUUGGUACUUGUGGCAUUCUGGCCACUGCUGGUGCACGUUGACUUCUGCCCGGGGUCUGCUAGCCACCGUUGAUAAAUGAUAACUUCGCAUGACACAGUCUGGCUGCGGAGAGAACACUUUUUAAUGUAACUAAAUAGAGGUUCCAUUUUUCUUAUUCUUUUGUUUUCUUUUUAUUUUCAGUGGCUUUUAAAAUGUAAUUUGGACUCCUUGCUGGAAUCGUGUCUAUAGUCAUCUCAAGUUUUCUGACAAGAAUGCAGCCCCUAGUUGGUCCAGGCAUACACUUUUCACUAAAGUCACACCCUACUCACAUGGUAGUAUGCUGUUGCACCCACACCCUAUUAAAAAACUCACACUAUUUACUUACUUUUUCACUGUUAUGCAUGCCACAACACACAUGGUAGCAUCUGUCAUAACCAAGCCUUAUACAUUAGUGUUUAUUGUCAACACUCAGGUGCGUCUCUUUUGGGCCAAGAUCCUUUAACAUUGGCCUGACUGUACACUUCACCUCAAGAAACAGGCAAGCUGCUGAAUGUGAAAUAAUCAGUUUAGCUCUGCCUGUUAGAUGGACCCCAAUUGGCUGCUGUUUUCUUAGUUGCAUGUGUAUCCGAUUGUAGCAAGGCUACUUAGCAGAUUGACCGUGGUUGGAAAUCUUGAGACUUUAAACUGUAAGCAAUUUAAAGUGAAAGGAAGAGAAAAAUGAGUUUUUCAACAGGUUGAUAUAUUUAACAUUGUCAAAUAAUAACCAAGGAAGUGCCUCUAGUCCUUGUAACCUUGAAACUUGUGGAAGGUAGCAAGAAGUUGGGUGGGGAUGGGGGUGGCAUUCUGUUUUCAGCGGUGACUAUUGCCUGAUAUGUUUCCUGGCUCAGGGUCAAAGUAUCUGUGAAUAAACCAAGGAGAAUGCUGCUGUGUAGAGUCCCACAGUUGCACUUUCAUAAGCUGUCUUCACUGUUUUCUGCAGUCUGUCUAGACAGAGCUGUUUUUGAUUUAUCAGUUGCUUUAUUUUUCAUUGACAGUGAUGUGGGGAAUUUUUAAUCAGCCAUAUGUGCUGAAGGUUACAAGGGAGAAGGUGUGCUUCCAAUAUUACCUUUGGAGGCUUUAACAUGUUCCCUUUCCGUACUAAAGACUUUUAGAAAACAUCAGGACAGACUUGCAUUGCAGGAACAGUUGAUCUAACUUUCCACAGAGGGAGUUGCAAGUGAGCACCAGCACAGCCUUCUGAUAAGGGAUGAAGUACAAAACCUAUAAUGCAACUCCCUCAUAAUGAAUUAGUGUCGCAUCAUGACGCAGAGGAAUGGCAUAUAGGUGGCCCAAAUGGGAUACCAGUUGGUCUUCAGAAUGUCUUAAGUAUCACUUUGAGCUUCCUGAAGCCUUUAGCAUGAAAGGAGUAAAAAAAAAUGGUUUAUCUUUAACUUAAUGGAUUAAAGCAGUCAGCAUUUUGAGUUAAGAAUUUUCUAGCUUUAUUUUAUUUGAGGGGCCCAAUGGUCUUCACUUUCAGAUGAUUACUCUAGAUGCAUCUUGCCUUAAGGUUUGGAACGUUCAUGACCUUGCCUUAUUCUGCAGUACAGAGGAACAGUAAAUGACACACCCUGCAUUUCAGAAGUGGUUUAGCUGGUGCCAGCACAGACCAACUUAGAAUUCAUGGGGACCAGUUAGUUAACUUCACUUAAAGGUCAUGGCCACUAAGCUUACGUUAAGAAGGAUACUGCAAAUUUUCAGUUAAGACAAAUCUUAUUAGCUGCACUUUGAUAGUGCUUCACUUUCCAAAAUGUCGUGUUACAGCUAUCUACAGAAGUGUACUCUCUCGCUCAGUGGUACUUACAGGACAUCAAUAUCAGCUCACAAUUUUUCUUUGAAAAUGUGGUCAGAAGCGUAUUUAGAUUUUACUGUGUAACACUUCAUAGAGCAUUGUGAAGUGAUUGUGGCUGUUAACAGUUACAACAAAAAAAUUGCAAAGAUGUUUGGGGUACUUAAAAUUGUUUCAGUGCAUUUUAACUGCUUCAGUCUUAAGUCUUGUUACAUUUGUUUCAUGAUGGCUUGUCACGACUUGAGUACUUAAUCCUUUAAUGUAAAGGCUCUGGCACUUUCAUCCAUUCCCUUGCUUCCCAUGCUUUAUAUCAUAGCUUCUUAUUGGACUUGGAUCACAAAAGAAGAUGCAACAUUUUCUUCAGGUAUUCUGUCUCUGCUGUUUGCUUCAAGGUACUUCAGUAUCAUUUUCAUUGGCUUGAAGACCAUGUUAUGACUGCAUGCUGCUUCAAAACUUCAUAUCCUAAUUUUCAAGGUAUGUGUGCUGUUCAAAAGAUAUACAUUCAUCUUGAAAGUGGAAGAUUGAUUCUGGAAACAUGUUCUGUGCUUUAGAUCUAGGAGAUGGCAUAUGUAAAGGGGUAGGAGCUGUUAAAAGCUUCCCUGUUUGGUUAUUAACAUUAAAAUGCGUAUGAUGACUUCCUUCAGGUUUUAAAAAUAGUGUGCACUGCCUGGCAGAGAGGGUACUGUAAGCUUUGUUGUUUUAUUCAAAAUAUAGUGUACAGUGUGGUAGGCCCGUGUUGUGAAGCAUUUGCGUGGUGCACAUAAAAGCAUCAAGUGCAUGGUGCUGUUGAAGCACUGUAAAGGGGAUUGUCACUUUUGCUCAAAGGUGUAUUGCAUAUAGAAUAAUUAAAGCAAACGUACUGUAAAAUGGGUCCCAGCAUUUUGCCCAACAUAUGUUUAAUGAUGGAUUAGUACUGUAUUGGGUGAAUGACACUCUGGAACCGUUCCCCAACAUCUGGCAACUGAUAGGCGGCUGUUUAUAGAAGGAAUUCACUGUCUAGCUGUUAAUUGCCGAAUGUAUAGAAAGUUUAAUUGCUGGGCAUUUAGUUGCUUGGGCCCUGAAGGAAGUAUGCCUUUUUUUCAUGGUAUACAAGUAAUGUAUUGAGUUUCUGUGACUUAGUCUAGAAAGCGUGUGUUUCAUGUUUUAAGUUUAUUAAUUGCUUGUUUUAACGUUCCGGAGUGAUGUACAUAGUAAACCAUGCCAGUCACUACACAGAUUAUAUAAAAGUAACAUAAUAUUAAAAGUAAUGUAAUAUAAAGUAAUAUAUGAGUUGUAGCUUAUCAUUUAAGGCUCCAUGGGGACUACAGAUCCCUAAAAGCCUGGGUAAGUAAAAGCAUUUUGAGGGUUGAUUUAAAGGCCUUCAGUGAGGGGCUUAACUCUCACAUCCAGCAAUGCAGAUAGUUGUGCGUUUUUUGCUUAAUUGGAGGCCAUCAGACAAACAUUUCAAGUCUCAACCCUAGCAGUGUCUGAAAGCCCAUUACUGUCCAGUUGUAAGGAGCAGCUCAGGAUAGUGGUCAAGGAGCUUUUUCAAGUAGUAUUUAAUGUGUUGUAUAACGCAUGUUUAGUGGCAUUGUAAGAUACUAACAACACGGAAAGCUGCCACUAAAUUCUUAAAACUAAUAUGCUUGUGAAGUGGUAGUAUGAUACUGUACUGAGCACUCAAUGUUUGAGCACAGUGGUGACAUCAUUUUUGAAGGGUAGGGUAUUUACUGCAUGUGGGACACAUUAUUGAUGCUGAGAGCAUAAGUGCCAUAUUUGACAUUCACUGUUAUGUUUACUGAAGGUACUCCUCACAGUUAACAAGUGGCAGGUGUGUUCUGUUUUAUGCUCCUCUUUGGUGUCUGAGGAAGAUGUGUUUUGAGCAGUAGACAGAACUUAUUUGCCCAUACGUUAGUAUGUGUGAGCCAAUGUAGGGAACGGCUUUAGUGUUUAGAGGUUCAUGAAAGUGGUUGUGUGAAAUGGUUUUGCAUUUACAUUUUAGAAUACUUGCAUAUGCUUCUCAGACAUAGCAUAUGUAGAGUAAAAGGCAGAAAUGAAGAUCACACUAUCAAAUUUCUGGUGGUUGUGCAUGCAGCAUUAGGCCGACAAGGAACUGCUGUGUACACCAUACCAUUCCUAAAGGUGGCUGAUGUUAAUUAGUAGACAGGUUAUGUACAGCAUACCUGUUUCCUGAAGGUAUUGUUUUCAUGCUGAUUGGGAGGGAGGGCACUUUACAGUAUACUUCACUGCAGACUAAUGCACAGUGGAAGUAAACUAAGAGGUUUGAUAUGGAAAGCUUCAGAAAAAAAUGUAUUCUUCCAUUCCCUCACAAAGAGUCUCUUCUGAAUUUAUAAACUACAGGAUUUAUAGCCCAAAUGUGGUACUAGAAUGUUUUGAAAUGGCAGCUGGGUCCUGCCAUUAGGCUGUGAUGCUGGUAGUCAUGUGAUUAGCGAAUGGUGUCUCUCUACUUGUCUUCUCCAAACCAGAGGACUUCAUUGUGUAAAAUCAGUGUCCCUGCUGUUUUAACAUUAACACCUGAAGGUAAAAACUAGUAUAUAAGUGUCAGUGUAGCACAACAAGUGGAAUGCAUUCUUUCACAAGUUUUACUUUGUUUUAUAAUUUUACUUUGUUGUUUUUCUUUUUUGACUUGAGACCUAGUCACAGACUGAUCACUUAGAUGUAUGUCAAACACUAAGAAUGCAAAUUUGUUUUCAUUUUGUUUCCUUUGAAAAGGGCUGUUCCUUGGUGAUUGUUAUGUGAAGUUUAAAAGUGAAGACAUUGAAGCAGAACCUAUGUUCUAUACUGAAAACCUUAUUUAACCCUUUGUGUUUUCCAGACUUACUGACACAUGUAGCCUAGACCUUUCACUUUAGUUAAUACUGUAAAGAUGAUUACAAAAAAGUUGUAACUUGAUUGUUUUUUUCUUCUCUUCCUGCUGAAGAACAUUAAACCAAUCAGAUUAAAGUCCAA